Messenger RNA from Rhizophagus irregularis DAOM 181602=DAOM 197198, 345 nucleotides. NCBI's taxonomy places the organism in Eukaryota, Fungi, Glomeromycota, Glomeromycetes, Glomerales, Glomeraceae. The record is from RefSeq and is a predicted model, not a curated record.
AUGAGUACACAAAUUCAAAUAACCGAAGCCAAGCCUACCUCCCAGCAGGUCGAGCAGGCAUUAAUAAAUGUAGUCAAGGCAGGAAUCUAUUAUAGAAAGCCAAAGGAUGGCAAAUUCAUGCAAAGCUAUAAAGAAAGAGUCAUGAAAUUGCGUCAGGCAGAAGACCCUGAUAAAUUUAUCCUAGAAAAUGCAAAAAGAUUGUUCCCAACUAAGGAUAAGUAUCAUCAAAUCAUGGAUGACUACAAAUCUUGGUAUGGAAAAGAUCCAAAAAUUCUCAAUGCUGUUAUAGACCUAUAUAAGUUAUAUUAUAAAUUAGCUAAGGAUUAUUUCAAUACAGAAGAACUG